Molecule: messenger RNA, 7121 nt
Organism: Phyllopteryx taeniolatus (common seadragon)
Lineage: Eukaryota; Metazoa; Chordata; Actinopteri; Syngnathiformes; Syngnathidae
Gene: znfx1
Product: zinc finger, NFX1-type containing 1
Exons: 19
Coding region: 165-6203 (2012 amino acids)
Biological process (GO): regulatory ncRNA-mediated heterochromatin formation
Cellular component (GO): nuclear RNA-directed RNA polymerase complex
Molecular function (GO): helicase activity
Source: RefSeq, a predicted model, not a curated record
GGGAAAACGAAAGUCAAGAGGCGGAAACCGCAACUCAGCUCGCCUAUAAAUAAAGUGCGCAUGAGGCGAGCUUCCGCAUUCAACUUGCAGCACAGCUUCAGGCAGACGGAUGUCACGCCAUUGAUCCAGCUUUGUAAAACUGAACAAGCAAGAAUACCUCGUAAAUGUGGAGAAGAGGACAAAAAGACGGCAUGAACCACAAUAUCGGACAACGCACUGAUGAAGGAAGAGGAAGUAGACAUGGAGGCACACACGACAGAAGCAAUAGAGGCCGCCUGAUGAGACUCGGCCAACCAGAGGUGGUAGAUGCGAAGGGAGGAGGUAGUGGAGCACUUAAACGUAAUGAGGAGAUGGCUGGAGGAGGGGGGAAUUUGUGGCUAGGGAGCGAAGGAGCGCUCGGCGAGAAAUACCAAAAGAAUUGGAUGGUAUUUGAAUAUGGAGGGAAAGGAGCUCAGAGAGGGGGAGGAGCCGGCGGGAGUGGAUGUCAAGGGGGCGGGGAAAGGCAAAGAUAUCGUACAGGGUCCAAUGGAAGAAGAGACGGCGCUGGUGAAAGACAGCGUUGUAACAGGGGGGGAUCGGCUUCCACAAGCAGAGACGCAACCCCGCAGGGUCCUCGAGGUGCUAGCAGGGCAAGACGUCAAGAGGGCGGGGAAAGACAAGCAUGUCGUACGGGAGGAGACGGAAGAAGAGACGGCACAGGUAAUAGUCAGAGUCGUAACAAAGAGAGUUCCACAAGCAGAGAUGGUGUGCCGCAAGGUCCUCGAUGGACACGCGGGAGAGGACAUCAAGGAGACAGGGAAAGACAAGGACGUCAGACGUGGCGCGACGGAAGAAGAGAUGACACCGGUGACAGCCAGAGUCAGAACCGAGGGAGCGCCGCAUGCAGAGACGGUGUGCCGCAGGGUCCUCGACUGGGCUUUAAAUCCCUCCAGGAGCUUUCCGAAAAGGAGCCGUCCGUCGUGGCCUUUACCCUGUGCUCUCACCCGGCUCUGCCGGGUAUGCUACUGGAGACCGACAUGAGGCAGGACCUUGUGGAACUCCUCUGCCUGGUGCUCAGCAAAGCCUUCAAGUCGCACUCCAACCGAGUCACUCUGCAGCGCCUGGCUAGCAUCUUAAAAGACUCUGGCUUCUUUCGCACCACCCUGCCCCACUACCUGGCAGGCAUGAGGUCAGAGUCCAGGCCGGACCGCAGAAGACAAUACCCUUUGCACAUAGAAAACAUUGUGCUGAUUCUUACACAGGUCCUCACCAACUUCCCCGCUAGCUCCACCGAAGCUGUCAGCUUGCUACUGACGCUGCUCCGAGCCUCCACGGACGAACUGAGGACAGCAGGAGUUAAUGUAUCAGCUGAGUUGGUGGAGAAAGUGCAGAGGCUUGAGGAUCUGGUCAAGCACCUCCAGGAGAGGUCUCGGGAAGGAACUCUCCACAAGAGCAGGGACACCUAUGGUCUUCUUCCGUUUGGUUUGUCAGGUGAAGAGGACGAGGCCCCGGUUUUCAGGACCAUGCCCAUCUACCCAACUCCUGAGGAGUUCGUCCAAGACCACAGGCCCUUCCUCAGACCAAACAUCACUUCGCAGCGAUACACAAACACCCUCAUCUACCUGGACACACACUUCAGGCUCAUGAGGGAGGACUUGGUGCGGCGACUCCGCGAAGGGAUCCAGCAGUUACGGCAGAUGCAAUUGCAGGCAAACAAUGCGGAGCUGAAGAAAAAGCACUUUGACGACAUCCUUGUCUAUUUUGAUGUGAAACUGGAAGCGCAAAAGUACAUGCUGACUGGUCUUGCCUAUGUUGUCCAGUUUGAUGUCGAACCAUUCAAGUUUUUGCGCUGGGAGAACUCAAGGAGAUUGCUCUACGGCUCCCUGGUCUGCCUCUCUUGUGAUAAUUUCGAGAGCUUCCUGUAUGCCACGGUGGCAGACCGGGAUCCCAAGAGCCUUAACGAGGGGAAGGUCACCAUUAUGUUCACGGACGACAGCAGAUUCAAGCUGGCCAGAAUGGAGAAAGAGCAAGUGUUUUUGAUGGUUGAGACCCCCGCCUACUUUGAGGCCUAUCGGUAUGUUCUGGAAGGCCUGCAAGAACAAGAUGAGGAUUUACUUCCCUUUCAAAGGUAUAUCGUGGAGUGUAGCAAAGAUGUGCAGCCCCCAGCAUAUCUGCCAGGAAGCGACAUUUAUGACCUGUCAUCCAUCGCUGAAGCUAACUACAAGGAGCGCAUCCGACCCUUUCACAGCCUGAAUGUAGAUGCCUGGCCUAAGAAGGAGGUGUUUAGCUUGGAUGAUUCCCAGAUGAGUGCCCUCGAACUGGCUCUCACCAAGGAGCUGGCCAUUAUACAGGGACCCCCCGGCACUGGAAAAACCCAUGUCGGCUUAAAGAUAGCACAGGCUCUCUUGGAUAAUGACAGUCUUUGGAAAAACACAGGGAGAAAUUCUCAGAUGCUGGUAGUGUGUUACACCAACCAUGCGUUGGAUCAGUUCCUUGAGGGGAUCUAUAAGUUUAUGCCCAGGGGCAUCGUGCGAGUGGGGGGCCGCAGCAACAGUGAGCUCCUGAAGAGUUUCAACCUGAGAGAAGUGGCUCUUUCACUCAUGUUCAAACAGCGACAGCCGUCUUACCUGCGCCAUGCAUUCAAAGAGGUUCACUUGGAGUUGCAUGCUUUGGAGGAUGAGAUUAAGAAACACGGCCGCCAACUUCAUUGUUCUCGAACCGGUAUCCUGCAAGAGAAAAUCCUCGAGAAAUUCAUAAUGGAAAAACACUGGAGCAGUCUGCACCAACCACUUGAUCUCGGAAUAUGGAACGGCAGGUCCAGUUUAAUAACGGAGUGGUUAGGGUUGGGUCCCGGAGGCAUCCUCCAGAUGGAGACAGAGGACACAAAUAUGGAUGAAGAUGAGGUCGUGACAGAGUCAGAACAGGUGCAACUCAUUGAAGUCACAGAGGAGGCCGAUCUGAUCCAGGCGGAACGCAUCAUUGAGGACAACAUUGACACUAAACGCAGGUAUGACGCCAAAAAGGAACAUCUCAUGGAGGCGAUGGCCCUCAAAACAAUGCAGAAAUCUAUGCUGGCGAUGAGCUUGGAUCAGGAUGACAAAAAGCCUGAGGAGACAGAGCAAGAAUGGACGUUUCAACGGGACCAGAAACGGAAGAUGAAGCGCAAAAUCACAAGAGAGCUGGGCAAUGAGACCGCUAUGAGUGAAGCAGAGGAAAGGAGAAUCCUGGAUAUUUGGGCCCUCAGCAUGGCAGACCGAUGGAGACUCUAUCGGUUGUGGAUGGUACGCUUCAGAGCCGAUAUCCGUAAGGACGCGGUAAUCUACGAAGAGCAAUACCAGGAGGCAGCGGACCGAUACGCUGAAAUCAAACGCGACGAGACUUUCACAAUUCUUCAGAUGGCCAAGGUCAUCGGCAUGACUACGACAGGGGCGGCCAAGUUCCGGAAGGUCCUACAGGAGCUGCGCCCGCCUGUGGUGAUUGUAGAAGAGGCGGCAGAGGUUCUCGAGGCCCACAUCAUCACCGCACUGAGUGACGCGUGUGAGCACCUCAUUCUCAUCGGAGACCACCAACAGUUGCGCCCCAGUUCCACAGAGUAUGACCUGGAAAGGAACUACAAAAUGGGGGUGUCCAUGUUUGAGAGGCUGGUCAAUAUGGGACUUCCUUUUGUCAGACUCAACCAACAGCAUCGCAUGCGCCCAGAAAUCGCCCGCCUGCUGACUCCACACAUUUAUAAAGAUCUGGAAAACCAUCCCUCUGUGUUGAACUUUGAAAACAUUAAGGGCCUGAAAACCAAUUUGUUCUUUGUGGAGCACAACCAACUUGAAAAACAGUUCAAGGAGGCGAAAAGCCAUCAGAACCUACACGAGGCCACGUUUGUAGUUGCUCUUUGCCGUUAUCUUCUCCUUCAAGAGUAUAAACCAGAGCAAAUUACCAUCCUAACAACCUACACAGCCCAGCUCCAAUGUCUGCGCCGACUUAUGCCAGCCAGCCAAUUCUCAGGCGUCAGAGUCCAUGUUGUGGAUAAAUAUCAAGGAGAAGAGAAUGACAUUGUUUUGUUGUCUUUGGUGCGCAGCAACAUGCAGGGUAAAGUCGGCUUCUUGAACAUCUCCAAUCGCGUUUGCGUCGCCUUGUCUCGGGCCAAGAAAGCUCUCUACUGCAUCGGCAACAGUGAGAUGCUGGGACAGGUCAAGCUGUGGAGCGACAUCUUCAGCACCUUGAGGGAGAAGGAUCAGGUCGGGGGUUCCCUGACCCUGUGCUGUCAGAAUCAUCCGGAGCGGCAAGUCCAAGCCUCUUGUGCUGAUGAUUUCAAUCAGGCUCCCGAAGGAGGCUGCACCCAACCCUGUGAGUUCCGUUUGAACUGCGGUCAUGUGUGCACAAUUGUCUGCCACCCCUAUGACCAGGACCACAAAAACUACAAAUGCGUCAAGGACUGUACAAAAAUUAUAUGCCUUUUGGGACACACGUGUACACUUGUUUGCCAUGCACAGUGUCCAAAAGAAUGUCCAGUCAGGGUUGAAAAGAUCAUACCUAAGUGUCAGCACAAACAGAUGGUUCCCUGUCAUCAGGACCCAGACACCUUCGUGUGCAAAAUUCCUUGCCAGAGUACGCUCCAGUGUGGACAUCGCUGUGGCUUGUGGUGUGGACUGCCGUGCACCAGCAGGUGCAUGGUCAACGUCAUGCUACAACUGAGGUGCGGCCACAGCCAGGAGGGCGCUUGUUUCUACCAAACUCAAGAAGAUGAGCCUCCGUGUAAGACCCCGUGUGAGCAGCAGCUAAUAUGUGGCCAUGCCUGUCGCGGAACGUGUGGCCAGUGUUACAAUGGUCGCUUCCACUUCCCCUGUUUUCAUCAAUGCGACCGUCUUCUGAUAUGUUCCCACAAGUGCACAGGGCCCUGUACCCGUGACUGCCCCCCCUGUCAGAAGCCAUGUGAGAACUGUUGCGUCCACAGCAAGUGCAUGAAGAUGUGUGGGGAGCCCUGCACUCCGUGCAAUGAGCCUUGCGCUUGUCAGUGCCCUCACCAAAGCUGCAGCAAGCUUUGCCAUGAGCCGUGCGAUCGGCCGCCAUGCACCCAGCCCUGUGCCCAGACCUUGGGUUGCGGCCACCCGUGCAUCGGACUGUGUGGGGACAAAUGUCCGAACAAAUGUCGUAUCUGUCACGAAGAUGAAGUCACAGAUAUUUUCUUUGGAAUGGAGGAUGACCCUGAGGCUCGCUUCAUCCAGCUGGAAGACUGCGGCCACAUCAUCGAACACACGUCCAUGGACUCAUACAUGGAUGACAAGAACCACACGAAUAAAGAAGGGCAGGUGGCCAUAAAGCUGAAGGACUGUCCAAAGUGUCGAACUCCGAUCCGCAAGAACCUACGUUACGGAUCUCAGAUCAACAGAAGUCUGACAGCGAUUGAGAUGGUGAAGAAAAAGAUAAAUGGGGAUCAGGUUGACACGAAGAAGCGCAGUGGGGAGCUUAAGAUUUCUUUGCUGGGUCUAUCUGGCCAAGGUAUCCUUGGGGAAGACCAAUACUUGCAUAUGGAACGCAUUCUGACAAGCAACCACGUCACGGUAAAUGACAUAUGGGUCCUGGAGAACAAGAUGAACUUCCUGUUGAAGAUUCAGAAAUUACUGAAGGUUGUACGGGAUGAGACAAACGCUGAAGUUAACAAGUUCAGGAACACGAUAGACAUCUUCCUGUUGUGGGUCAAUAACUUCCACCAGAAAUUCACUGAGCAGCAGAUAUUUGAUUUGCAAAGAGAGGUGCAGAAGCUCAUGCUCUGGGCGGAAUUCAUCGCCCUUUGCAGCACGGCAGUGAAACUAAGGAAAAGUAACAAUAUUGAAACUGAGAAACAGAUAGUGGAUGAGGCAUUGGGAAAGCACGGCCAAUUCACCGAGCAGGACGAACAAGGAGUGAACGAGGCCUUGAACGUGAUGAAGCAAAAGGUCCCCGUCACAGGUUUGGGGAUCAGCGACGAAGAGAGAAAGAUGAUCGUUUCGGCCAUGAAGAUGCGGUCUGGACACUGGUAUCAAUGCCCCAAUGGCCACGUCUAUGUUAUUACUGAGUGCGGUGGGGCUAUGGAGGCUCGACGCUGCACCGAUUGCGAUGCCAUCAUUGGCGGGGGCAACCACAUGCUGGCCAGCGGCAACACAGUUGCGUCGGUGAUGGACGGGGCACAGUACGGUGCUUGGUCCGAAGCCAACAACCUCAUUAACUUCGGAGAUCUUUACCUAGACUAGGCUUACAUGCUAUUUUAUAUUUUAAUUUUUUACUUUACCAUCAAGUAUUUUUUUCUUCCAAUUCCUAAACUACAGUGAACCUUCGCCAUUUGCAUGGGUUAGGGGCGGGAUCAACCUUUGACGUGAUUCGUACUCUCAUGCUUUAAAUAUACCACAAACAACUCUUUAUUGCUCGUACCUGUUGCUGUGUAGUGCGUUGUUACAAGCUGAUCAGCUAUUAACCGGCAACACAGUGAGACCUUUUUCUGCAUCAUUUUGAGAGGUUUACCGGACUGCUUUCUCAAGCAGAGCCUCGCCUGCCGGUCUGAUCUCUAUUGGAACUUUCAUGCUGAAUGUUUUCGAGCCGGCUGGCUAGCUGGUGGUAAACGCUAGCGAUUCCACUGCUAACAUGGCACCUUACAAGGAGCAGGGGAAAAAAAACACAAUAAUAAGCAAAUUGGCAUUGAUAGGUGCCCUUUUCAGAAAAAGGUUUCUGUUAUGUAUUAUGCAUUCAAUAGAAAAAUAAGUAGGUGAGCUGAAUGGCGAUUCACGAUUUGUACACAGACCUGCGGAAUUUAUUAAUUUAAGUAAUUUUGGGACGAUAGAAGUCUUCAAUUAACCUAACAUGGAUUUGUGGAGUCGAUUCAAGCUGACUUAUUGUGAGAAAGCGAGGUACUCUCCACAGAAGACGGCUCGAGCUGAGAUUCGAACACGAAAGCUUUUGACUGAGACGCUCUAACCACGUUACGUAGUACAAUAAAGUGGCAUGCAUAAAACAAAAGUGGCACUCUGUUGUUGUAAAUUGUGUUGCUUUUAUGGUAUUGUUGUAACCGUUUCAACUCCUCUGCUGUGUUUGCUAUGUCUUUGCGACACCAAAAAUGCACAUGGGUCCAUGUAUGGUCAUCAAAGUAGUAAAUAAAAAGAAGCCAAAAAUGUCAA